UGGGGUCAGACUCCAAACACUCGUGUUUUUCUUUAUAAUUCCUUCCGCCCAAAAUUAAGUAAUCGGAAGAAGGUCGAUCCUCCCUGCGCGCAAGCGACACCGGAGAGAGAGAGAGAGAUGGGAGGAACCUUGGUAUGUGGUCUUUCAUGGCGGCAUCUGGUGCUUUCCGCUUCGAUUUUCCUGCUGUUCGUGUUAGGCCUUUCUGAUGACUCAAAGAGUUCAAGCACCGGAGCAAAGCCUGAAUCCCGUACUUCAUCCAGCAAAACAGGGACAAAGGUGAUCAUCAUACUGAUUGGAAUUGUAGCUGUGGUGUUGUUAUCGUUCUUCAUGUAUAAGAUGUGGCAGAAGAAGAGAAGAGAUGAGCAGUAUGCUCAGCUUUUGAAGUUGUUCGAAGAGGAUGAUGAACUGGAGGUAGAACUGGGCCUCCGUGGUUAGGAACAUGCGUUAUCUGUAAUCAUAUGGAUAUACAAUGCCUGAGGUGUGCUUUUAGGGUUAUCAAAAGGGUAUAUACUACACACGCACGUAGAUGGACACAUACGACGGGGGUUUGGGUCAACCAUUACUAUACUUUGACGGGUAAAUGAAACUGUUCUAAACCCCAUUACUAUUCUUCAACGAUUUCUAAACCAUUUGGAUUUAGACUGAUACUCCAUUUUUUGUAAUGAAUUAUUCUUAAUUUUCCUCUGUAUUUGUUUGUUGUAAAAUCAAUAAAUGUACAUAUUUGUUAA
Molecule: messenger RNA, 728 nt
Organism: Tarenaya hassleriana
Lineage: Eukaryota; Viridiplantae; Streptophyta; Magnoliopsida; Brassicales; Cleomaceae
Exons: 3
Coding region: 118-435 (105 amino acids)
Source: RefSeq, a predicted model, not a curated record